Molecule: messenger RNA, 3331 nt
Organism: Notolabrus celidotus (New Zealand spotty)
Lineage: Eukaryota; Metazoa; Chordata; Actinopteri; Labriformes; Labridae
Product: deoxycytidylate deaminase-like
Exons: 7
Coding region: 310-885 (191 amino acids)
Biological process (GO): dTMP biosynthetic process; dUMP biosynthetic process
Cellular component (GO): cytoplasm
Molecular function (GO): dCMP deaminase activity; zinc ion binding
Source: RefSeq, a predicted model, not a curated record
ACGCCCCUGCUUUACAUCAGAUGGCGCUUUAAAAAAAAAAAGACAGAGAACCUAGGAUACACGUGGAGCAGUUUCACCCCCGAGUAAACCUUACCAGACAGGGCCGAACCUAACUUCUGACGUUUUUUUUACGUCUCAUUAAGAAACUCAGCAGAAAUCCGGGCGGAAAAGCUAUUUUAAAGCGCGGGAGAUUUCUUCCGGGCUCGUGUUGAGGUUGUGCGGCGUGUCUGACUGAAAGCACAGCUACAGUCUCUGGAGAGGCAGAGAAACCAAGAACUCCAACUCACUUUGUAUAUUAACUGAAAGAAUAUGGAGGAGAUUGUGCAGCCGAAGCCUGCUCUUCUAAACGGCAACACGACCACAAAGAGAGAGGAUUACCUGGAGUGGCCCGAGUACUUCAUGGCUGUAGCUUUUCUGUCCGCACAGAGGAGUAAAGACCCGAGUUCUCAGGUAGGGGCCUGUAUAGUGAACCAGGAGAAUAAGAUUGUCGGGAUUGGCUACAAUGGGAUGCCAAACGGCUGUGAUGAUGACCUGCUGCCGUGGUCCCGCUCUGCUGAAGACCGGCUGGAUACUAAAUACCCAUAUGUGUGCCAUGCAGAGCUGAAUGCCAUCAUGAACAAGAACAGUGCUGAUGUGAAAGGCUGCACCAUGUAUGUGGCUCUGUUUCCCUGCAAUGAGUGUGCCAAACUAAUCAUCCAGGCAGGUAUAAAGGAGGUGGUUUAUCUCUGUGAUAAGUACCAUGACACGCCAGAGAUGGUCGCCUCCAGGAAGCUGCUGAGUAUGGCAGGAAUACAGUACAGGCAGUUCAAGCCCAAGAGGACUGAGAUUGUCAUUGAUUUUAAUUCCAUUAACCACCCUGGAAUGCUGAGCAGCGCGGCCAAGUGAAAAUGCAAACGGCUCACCUUGGGGAGCUGCAGAACGAGGCGAGGAAGAGGGGGAAGACUGACGAGAUUGAAAGGGACUUUGAUGCCUCUUUCCUGCAGGUCUUCUUGCCCCCCUGCUUUGUCCAAAGGAAAACUCAAGGAUACCUCGACUUUGGCGUCUUUUGAUAUUUUGAUUAACAGUACAUUCAAGAUAGUUUAAUUUGACGCUUCACUCUUUGAGUCCGUCUGUGGCAGAAGGUCUUUCGAUCCUGCUUUUUUCCUUAAAACUCUGUUUGGGUUUAGAGAAACACAAGGACUGUUGAUUUGAAAUCUUUGGUGGUUAAAAUCAUAUCCUCUGAUGUCUUUCUGCACAUGGGAAAACCUGCCUUUCUUCCUCCUUCAAACAAAGUUAAAGAAUAAUGAAGAGGCACCUUGAUUUUUCACUUUUUCUGAACUUGUUACUUUGGAAUCAGGGAUGUUACAUGCUGCUGCUGUUGGGUCUCUACAGGUGUGUUGAUGUUCAAAAUUUAUGAAUACACUGCAAAGACUUUGUGUUUUACGUAGCCUUGGUUCCAACUCUGCUUUUACUGAAAAUGAUUCUUUUUUUAUUCAUCUAACCCUCAUCAAAAGUAUUUCUUUCUCCAGCUUUUACCUGCUGAUCAUCUGUUUUAGAGGGUAGUUCUUGUGUUUUUAAACCGUGGCCCUAAGUAUUUUUUUCAACUUUUUUUGGGAUGUUAAUGACAAAAGAUAAAGUCUUGGGAUGCUGGAAAGUAUGUUCUUGCUUUGGUUACUGACAUACUCUGAUUGCUAUCUUAGUACCUGACAACAUUACAGAAAGGUUCUCUGCAGAGAUUAAAGAGGGAGUCUUUUUCUCCAGAAUCAACUGCUGCAUCACUCUCUACAAACACCAGACUACUUGAAAACAGGAGUUUGACUUUACAGAAAACAAGAGUUACUGAUCAAUCUUGGUGAAAUGUUUAAAAUUUUAAUUUUGUGUGACGUUUUAGAUCCAACAUAAACUUUGUUUAACACACAACAUUAAAAAACAAACACCAAAUGAGGCAGUGGUAAUCAAAUCACGUACAAUUGAGUUACUGUUUUUGUCAAUGGAGUCUGAAGUUUGUAGAGCGCAGGUUACUGGUUUAGAGGUAUGACAAGGUUUUUUAAAAAGUCUGCUUCCACUUAAUAUUAUCUAAGCUGCGUUCGAGUCCAAACGAAAGCUAAAACUCUCAGGUCAUUAAUAAUGGUACAGAUGGUACAGGUUAGUGGAUGUGCCUGUAGCAGAGAUUGCAGAGAUAUGCAAUGUAUGUUAGCUUGCUGGGCUAAUAAACACAAGUUAUCUCUUAUAAAUUUGCUUCUUUUUGGAGAGCUGUUCCCAAGGAAGAGAGAGUGUAACAACCGCUGCACCCAGUGUCUUCAUUAGAGCUUGAGUGUUUAGUGUUAGUGUUACUUUAGUCUGUCAUUGGCCACUCCAGCUGCUAGUCUGCACUGUCCGACAAGGUGCUAGUAUUGCUGAUCCAGCCAACCAAUCAUAAACUAGUUGAGGUUCCAUUGGACACCCAGGUAAACAGGAAAAUAGGUGCUUGUCAGAUGACUAACGCAGAGAAGCCAGUUUUUGGGACUGAUCUUUGUGCAUCAACAUUGAAUUAAAAGAAUAUAAGAUUCGCUGAGAUAUUCUGUAGUUAAAAUUAAUUUUAAAAUAAAAUCCAAAAUCAAUUAUAUAUGUUGUUAUUCCCAGAAAUUUUAGGUUAACACAUUUUAGAGCUUUAAUCACAACAUAGCGAUAACAUAAAGCCGUGAUAUUUUUACUUUAGGUUAUCAUACCGUCAGGAAGUCAGACCGGCCCAUGCCUAACCUCCGGAUUUAUCUUGAAUUGCCAACUGGGAAGGGUGACACAUGACAAGUGUUCAAAAAAUGAUGACAAAUCAUCAAUAGGUCCGUCUCUGUACAUCCUUUAUGUUAUGUUGUCAAGCGCAUUCGUGUUUAGGGAGAGCACUUUAAUAAGGCAUUCUUGCAUCUAGAGGCCUUUACUUUGAACACUACAUUUUUUUUCAGUUUGCAAAUGGUUUUAAAUACAGUCUUUAUAGAGGAUAGAGCUUAGUCUGUUUAUUUGUUUUGUAAAGGACUGUUUGUGCCUUCAGGUUUUAUUUUAAGAUGACAUUUCUUGUGAACAUGUGCAAAUGCAUACCUGCAGAAUCUCUUCUUGUUAUGCAAAGACACUUUUGGAUUCCUUUCAUGGCUUUAGAAUCAUUUACCAUGUUGUCUUUUAAGGCUGCCUGCUAACGAGCUGAGCACUAGUGUCCAUCUGUAAACUGUCUGACUGGCUCUCAGAGACGUGGGGAAUUAAUCAGAUGUUUGUAAUGUGUAUGUGUGGAUACAUGUAUGUUCAACUCUGUCUUCAUGUAAUUAUUCAUUUAACCAUGCGAGCGGUCCAAGCAGUGAGAGUCAAUAAAAACCUUGGGGCAUGA